This is a messenger RNA of Mercurialis annua (annual mercury), 1701 nucleotides long. RefSeq lists its product as uncharacterized. The coding region runs from base 1 to 1701 and encodes 566 amino acids. The transcript has 2 exons. The record is from RefSeq and is a predicted model, not a curated record. NCBI's taxonomy places the organism in Eukaryota, Viridiplantae, Streptophyta, Magnoliopsida, Malpighiales, Euphorbiaceae.
AUGUUUGAUACAUUUAACUUUAUAUCGUGGAAUUGUCGAGGGGGUGUUUCCCAUUUCAGAAAACAACGUUCUAUCCCAUCUUUUGUUUCUUUACAUAAUUUAUCAAUUGUGGGUUUGAUUGAAACCAAAAGAGCAUCAUUUGAUGAUUUUUUAAUUAGACGUCUGUGGCCGAAUUUGGACUUUGGUUAUUGUUUUUCGAGUUCUACAGGGGCUUCGGGUGGUUUAGCUUGUGUUUGGAACACUGCUUUAGUUACUCCUACUAGAAUUAUCACUUCUAACAGAUGGAUUUCUCUGGAUUUUAUUUGGUGUAAUUCUUCUAUUCGCUUUAUCGUUGUUUAUGCUCCCAAUUGCCCGGUCACAAGAUCUAUUUUUUGGGAAGACCUUCUCCCUGAGUUAACCUGUGACCGUCUUUCUUUGGUAGAAGUUCCUCUUCAUGGACGCUUUUUCACGUGGAAUAAUAGUUUCUCGAGAUCCAAAAUUGAUCGAUGUUUUAUUUCCCCUUCGGUGUUUGCACUUUGGCCAAACCUUCACCUUAAAGCAUUACCUCGAUCCUUUUCCGAUCACACUCCUAUUCGUUUUACUUCAGCUGCUGCAAUCGAUUGGGGUCCUCGGCCUUUUCGAUCUUUAAAUGCUUGGUGGAAGCAUGAAGAUUUUGCUAUUUUUGUGCAUAAUUCUUGGCAUUCAUUUUCUGGUAUGAACAACCAGCAUUCUCUUGUUAAUAAGCUUCGGAAUCUUCGUCGUGUUAUCAAAGAUUGGAACAAGAAUGUCUUUGGAAACAUGAAUGCGCAGGCUGUUACAGUUCAGCAACAAAUAACAAAUCUGGAACAGGUUGCAGAUGUUAGAAUUUUAUCAGAUUUGGAGAAAUCUUCUUUAGCAACUCUCCAUUCCCAGCUUUUUGACAUAACUCGGCACCUUAAGUUAAUAUGGCUUCAAAAAUCCCGUCUAAAUUGGAGUCUUCUCGGAGACAAGAAUACGUCCUUCUUUCAUUUGGCAGCUACGGUUCAUGCCAAAAACAAUCAGAUUUCAGAAGUAGUUGUGGACAACAUUUGUUAUACUACUCCUUUUGAUAUCAAGAAGAAUGUCAGUGGUUUUUAUCAGAAUUUAUACAAGCGAACUAGUCCUCUUCAAUUCAGCCUUUCUUUUUUGACCUUCAAGAAAUUAACAGCAGAUGAUGCGGCAAAUAUGAUCACAGGUUUUGAUUUAGAGGAAAUCCACUCAGCCCUAUGCAAUUGUGACUCUAACAAGGCUCCGGGACCGGACGGUUUUAACUUAUUCUUCUACAAGCAAGCUUGGGAGAUCAUUAAAACUGAUUUGUUUAAUCUUUUUCAAGAAUUUCACCGGUCUUCUCACUUCCCGGCUAGCCUCAAUACAGCUUUCUUGAUUUUGAUUCCGAAGAUUAAAGGUGCUCGUGAUAUUAAAGACUUCCGUCCUAUAAGUCUAAUCAAUGGGAUUUUCAAGAUUCUUUCAAAGAUGCUCGCAAAUCGGUUAGGGGCUGUUCUACAUUCCUUAAUCUCUGAAAAUCAGUUCGGAUUUAUAAAGGGGCGUAAUAUACAUGAUUGCCAUUCAAUUGCAUCUGAAUUAAUUCACUUGACUUUGAAGCGUAAGGAGCAGUACUUCAUUAUUAAGUUGGACUUUCAAAAGGCAUUUGAUAGUGUGUCUUGGUCUUUUAUCCUAUAUGUUAUGGAAAAAAAUGAAUUUUAA